AUGCAGUCUCACUUUCAACCUUUUACGGCAAGAAUCUUUUUAGCAUCAAAGAAUCUCUUCUUGAGGGUAAUGGAGCAAUAUCAACAAACGGCCACUGGCACCACACGCCAUGCAUUGCAGCUGCCUGAAGAUGAUCCCGAUAACACGACUGUGAAUCUGAUCUUAGAAGACGAAGACGAUCCUGGUUAUUCUCUGAUGAUUGGAGAUCUGAUUAGGAGGGAGAGACACGCCGAUGUCUAUUCUGUGUAUGAUCCUGAAACUGGUGCUAAAGAGUCGAGAGCAGAGGCUCGCGCUUUUGUUAUCGAUAGAGUUUCAGGGAAACUGAAAAAGUAUCGAAAACGAUGCACGUACCGUCUAGGAGCCCGAACGUACUUUUCAGCGCCAUGUCGCGGAGCUAGAGUCAUAAUUUAUACGACCAACUCCCUUGAUGUUGCCACAGCCAAAGAAGGGACCCCUGGUUUGAGCGAGUUCUCCCAGAGGUUACCGAGUGGGUCUAAUGACAGCUCGACUCCUUCAGAAGGCCAACAAGACGAACGAGACCAAACCCAAAACACAGACUAUAAACGAGAGUCAAGACGAACGCGGCAGCUAGAAAGGCGACGAGCGAAGAGGCAUCAAGGACGUACAGAGAAGGAUUUGGAAGGGGUUCCAAGCUCUCAAUCUACGGAGCCCAUUGGAAAUGGAAAACCCAUGAACGAACCAGUUCUCUCGUCUCGGUAA
Fusarium odoratissimum NRRL 54006 is the source of this 720-nucleotide messenger RNA. RefSeq lists its product as uncharacterized. The transcript has 2 exons. The record is from RefSeq and is a predicted model, not a curated record. NCBI's taxonomy places the organism in Eukaryota, Fungi, Ascomycota, Sordariomycetes, Hypocreales, Nectriaceae. The coding region runs from base 1 to 720 and encodes 239 amino acids.